Messenger RNA from Sphenostylis stenocarpa, 1431 nucleotides. Lineage: Eukaryota; Viridiplantae; Streptophyta; Magnoliopsida; Fabales; Fabaceae. The record is from the annotation of a GenBank genome assembly.
AUGCUAAUCAUAUGGGCUAGCUCACGCCGGACCACAAGCCGCUACGUACACUCAGCCAUCCAACAUAGGUGGGUCCCACAGUCCACCACACUGGUCAUUCUCUACCUCGGCUUGCUUCGCCGCAUAUACGUAGCCGCGGCUACCUUAGCUGCUUUCCAAAGAUCUGUGAAGACUGCUGUUGCUAGCUUGAUCUCUACUGAACGAACCACCGUCAGGGAUCCUUGUUCUAAAUUAUCGAUGACCCAACAGAGGGAGAACAUGGAUACUUUCACUCAUGUCCCCCCCGGUUUUAGGUUCCAUCCUACGGAUGAAGAACUUGUUGAUUACUACCUUAGGAAGAAAAUUGCUUCAAGGAGGAUUGACCUAGAUGUCAUAAAAGAUGUUGACCUCUACAAAAUUGAGCCAUGGGAUCUUCAAGAGAUUUGCAGAAUAGGAACGGAAGAGCAAAAUGAAUGGUACUUCUUUAGCCAUAAAGAUAAGAAGUAUCCAACUGGAACUCGCACAAAUAGAGCAACUGCAGCAGGGUUUUGGAAAGCAACAGGAAGAGACAAGGCAAUCUAUUCAAAGCAUGAUCUGAUAGGCAUGAGGAAAACCUUAGUCUUUUAUAAAGGCCGAGCUCCAAAUGGACAAAAGUCUGAUUGGAUAAUGCAUGAAUAUCGGCUUGAAACUGAUGAAAAUGGCACUCCACAGGCAAUUGUCUCAUUACAUCCCCGUAAAGUAACGAUUGUUUUUGUCCUUCACGUGGAAACUUCAAAUUUUGUAUGUCUGAAGCAGGAAGAAGGAUGGGUUGUGUGUAGAGUAUUCAAGAAGAGAGUAACAACGAUGCGUAAAGUGAGUGAGCACGACUCCCCUUGUUGGUAUGAAGACCAAGUGCCUUUCAUUCCAGACAUGGACUCACCAAAGCAAACCUCUCAAUCUAAUUUGAUCUACCAGCUUCCGUAUCCUUGCAAGAAAGAGCUAGAAUUGCCAUACCAAUUGCCUCACGACCACUUCCUCCAGCUUCCACUUCUAGAGAGCCCAAAACUGCUUCAAUCUGCUUCAGCCAUAACCCCUAAUCCCAUGGCACCAUAUCUUGUAGAUCAUGUAAACCACUCCACUACUCUGCUUCCCUCAUUACUCAUACAAGAGGAACAGGUUAUGGGUCAGCAAAUAAACUAUCAGGCAAAUUAUGGCAACAACAACAACUCCAAUGAACAAGCAGUGGAUCAAGUAACUGAUUGGCGAGUGCUUCACAAGUUUGUUGCUUCACAACUCAGUCAAGAUGCAUGCAAAGACAAUACCUACUCAAACACCUCAGCCAAUAUCUUUCACGGCACGGACAAUGGCAACUGCAACGUCCAGUUCAGACAUUUGGACAAACAAGAGAUAGUGGUGCCUCAAGAAAAUGCGUCAACAUCAAACUCCAGCUGCCCAGUUGCAUUGUGGAAAUAG